Photinus pyralis (common eastern firefly) is the source of this 881-nucleotide messenger RNA. RefSeq lists its product as uncharacterized. The record is from RefSeq and is a predicted model, not a curated record. The transcript has 4 exons. Bases 4 to 777 code for a protein of 257 amino acids. NCBI's taxonomy places the organism in Eukaryota, Metazoa, Arthropoda, Insecta, Coleoptera, Lampyridae.
AUUAUGAGAAAAUUUGCUACACAGUUCAGAAUCACCAUGCCGAUCUUGAAGGAUAUCUUUUGGUAUUUUUCCAGUCUAUUAGGGGUGUACAAACAGUCCAGUUCCCCCUUCCAAGUGUGUUCAAGAUCGGAUCCGGAACUCAACACCUGCCUGAGGUCGUCAAUUCAGAAUGCUAUGCCGAUUCUAAAGGAGGGUAUACGAGAGUUCGGUAUUCCAGUACUCGAGCCCAUGAGAUACCCGAGCUAUACCUUUGUACCCCUGCCCCCUGUCCUCUACAGACACGUGUACACCGACAUCGAAAUGCUUGGCUGUCUGGACGCCGAAAUUAAGGAUGUUGAUGCCCAUUUUGAGGAGGCAAGCUUUUUCAUUGUCAUCGUGGCGCUUUUAAAUAAAGUGCGUUACGAUGCCCACUAUGAAUACUUUGGGAGAAUCCUGGAUAGUGUUGAUUCCUACACUGAAGGAACCUGCGGUUACGAAUCAAGGAAUACCGUCGAAAUCACUUUAAGGGGAGUAACGGAAGAGUUCAUUGAAGUUACGGAUGUCAAAGUGAACGUAGUGGACGUAGAAUCAAUCGUCUUCAAUUACCAAUCAGCUCAGGAUCCAGAAGUGGCGAAGAUGUUGUCCAAAUAUCUCAAUGACAAUUGGAAAGCAGAACUAGGAAAUGAAGAUCAUAAGUAUGCGAUGCUAUACGCAGAAGUGUUCAGGAACGCGUCGAAUGCAAUAUUUUCAAAAAUUCCUUUUGAACUUCUUUUUCCAAAAGAAGAGCCAGAUCAAUAACCCCUUUUUUUUAAUCAGGAGAACACGAUGAACGUGCAAAUAUUUUUUCACGUUUCAACAAUUUAUUUUUGGUUUUGUAUUAGGAGAAUAUACAAUAGAAGUUU